Drosophila guanche is the source of this 900-nucleotide messenger RNA. RefSeq lists its product as uncharacterized. The coding region runs from base 51 to 680 and encodes 209 amino acids. Gene Ontology annotation, molecular function: oxygen binding; heme binding. Lineage: Eukaryota; Metazoa; Arthropoda; Insecta; Diptera; Drosophilidae. The transcript has 3 exons. The record is from RefSeq and is a predicted model, not a curated record.
UUCGCUUUUAGCUCUUAACUUUUUCCAUAAGUAAUAAUCAAAAUUAAUCGAUGGCCACAGCUGGAAACACUAGCAAAACUCCAUCUGCAAUUAGUGUGCAUUUUUCCCAGCUAAUUUAUCCAAAGCCCUUGCCGACCCUGCAGCUGGGUCCUGUUAAGGAUGAGCUCGGCUUUACGCUCAGCGAGCGCUUGGCUCUGCGGCAGGCAUGGAACUUGAUCAGAUCUCGAGAGCGACGCAUUGGCCAGGAUGUAUUCCUUGCCUUUCUCAACGAGUGGUAUUGGAGCAUUUAUAAAUUCAGAAAGGGCAAGGAAAUCAACUUGACGCACUUGCACGGCCAUGCGCUGACAUUUAUACGCUUUAUGGGCGCUCUGAUCGAUGAGCAGGAUCCAAUCAUGUUCCAGUUGAUGUUGAAUGACAACAACCAAACGCACAGCCGCUGCCAAGUGCGCGCGGAGUACAUUGGGCUACUGGCCCAAGCCCUCACGAACUAUGUGCUGAAGGAACUCGACAAGGUCAGCUCGCCAACGUUGGAGCGCGGCCUGCAGCGUUUAGUUGAGAAAUUCAGAUCCUAUCAGGAGAUCGAAGUGGAUAAAAACAAAUCAGGCUACAAUCGUGGUGUGAGCAAGAGCAACUUUAGCUUGCAACGGACCACCAACGGCGCGCCACCAUACGAAGUCUGACACUGACACUGACACUGACACUCAUUGGGGCCAUUUCCUCGUCCAAAAUUGAAUUGCGAUUAGUUCCCCAAUCAGCAGCAACGUCAUAGAAUCGACAGCUACAAUCCAUUCAACGCCAGUAAGGCAACAUGGAAAUUAUAUCUUAUACUGUAUGCCUUAUACCGUAUACAGCUGCCGCUCUGUAUACAACGCUGCUGCUGCCCGCUGCCCGCUGCCCACU